AUGAUAUCGAUACGAGAUAUCCUAGAAGCAACAGGAUCAACGCGCGAGGAUGCUGAACGAGCUGCUACAGUGAUACAAGCUGCGUUUCGCGGUCACUACGAAAGGAUGGCUCUGAACGAAGCCCAAGGGAAGGUUCAGUGGCAAAGGGCGGUAACAAAUACACUGGACAUCCUGAGGAAAGCUGGUGCCACGCAAGCGGAAAUUUCAGCUGCUUCAAGAUACGUAAAAUUCGCCUACCGUAGUUACUACAUAAGAAGAAACCAGAGAAUAGACGCUCCGGACACGGAAGAGGAACUCAAGAAGGACCCCCGCAUAUUGGAGACUGCCGAAGCCAUUCAAGCGGUUGCUUGGAUGGAGAUGAUGUACCAUGACUCGGGAUUGACGUUAGAAAAGGCCAACGAGGCUGCAACAGUUAUUCAAAGAGCCUACAAAAAGUAUCGCAUGAGAAAAGCAGGGUACGAUGUACAACAGUUACAAUCAACAAAGUCGAUGGUUGUCGAUGCUGUUCUCAGUAGUUUGCAUCACAAGGUUUUCGACAGAGUGACAUCGCGCGAAGACAUCCCUGAAGAGUAUGGCACUAGAGAGGAGCUGAUGAUGGCCAGCACGAAAAUUCAGAUGGCUUUCAAGGAACACUUAAGAAUGACGCGUUUGUCGGAACAACGUUACUUGGAAGCUGCUGCAGACGAAGAAGAAGAAUUCGUCGAGGACGAAGAUACUGACAGCAAAUUUACGACAGAAACGGAGGACGUCGUGAUCACGGAACGCAGCCCAGAUUCUGAACACCAUCCACUGGAAUCGGAGGCGAAGUCUGAGAUAGAAUAUACGGAAGAACAGUUGACGGAAGCGGAAAUGGAUGAGCAAGAAGCGUCGGAAGUCGAAAUUACAACGGAGCUUUUGCCUACGAGCGCCGAACCACAAUCGGAACUAGAAACCGAGUAUCCGUCGGAACCGGAACUUGAGGAAGAGGCAGCUGAAGACCAAGAGAGGGGAGAAGAAACGAAAGAACCCGAGGAGGAGCACAAGCACGAGGAGACAGAGGAGGAGCCAAAUGUUGCCCAAGAGACUGGUACCCCGGGCGAUGCGGCGGAAUGA
Molecule: messenger RNA, 1092 nt
Organism: Hylaeus volcanicus
Lineage: Eukaryota; Metazoa; Arthropoda; Insecta; Hymenoptera; Colletidae
Product: neurofilament medium polypeptide-like
Exons: 8
Coding region: 1-1092 (363 amino acids)
Molecular function (GO): protein binding
Source: RefSeq, a predicted model, not a curated record